This is a messenger RNA of Euleptes europaea (tarantolino), 948 nucleotides long. RefSeq names its product taste receptor type 2 member 104-like. The record is from RefSeq and is a predicted model, not a curated record. Gene Ontology annotation, molecular function: bitter taste receptor activity; G protein-coupled receptor activity. Bases 1 to 948 code for a protein of 315 amino acids. Gene Ontology annotation, biological process: detection of chemical stimulus involved in sensory perception of bitter taste; sensory perception of taste; G protein-coupled receptor signaling pathway. Lineage: Eukaryota; Metazoa; Chordata; Lepidosauria; Squamata; Sphaerodactylidae. The transcript has a single exon. Gene Ontology annotation, cellular component: membrane.
AUGUCCACCUUAUUGUCAGUAAUUGGCUUCUCGCUUCUGAUCAUGGAAACCCUCAUUGGAAUGGGAGCAAAUGGGUUUAUUGUCCUUGUCAACACCAUUGACUGGCUGAGAAGCAGGAAACUCUUCAUGACUGAUCUGAUCCUGACCAGCCUCGGCUUGGCCAGACUUGUAUGGCUGGCAGUGGCGAUUCUGUAUGUGGCCAUGCAUUCCUUUUUUCUAGACACCUAUUUAUUGGAUCACGUACAUUUAAUGUUUACCAUCAUGUGGCUAUUUACAAACAAUGUCAACUUUUGGUUUGCUGCCUAUCUCGGCGUUUGGUACUUAACGAAAAUCGCCAUCUUCUCCCACCCAGUUUUCCUCCAGGUGAAGCGAAGUUUCUCUCUGCUGGUCCCAUGGCUGCUUCUGGGCUCAGUGGUCCUCUCUGCUUUUAUGACUAUUAUUAUCAUCACAGGUUUGAAAACUGGCUCUUCCAUUUACAACCCAUUCAAAUCACUUGUAAGCAACAGCAAUGAGUCAGAAAUAAGAAAGCCUCCCUUUAUUGAGAGCUUCAUCAUUCUAGCCAUUGUCCAAAAUGUCAUUCCCUUGGUAUUGUUUGUAUUCUCCAUCAUCUUCUUAAUAAUCUCUCUCUGGAAGCACAUGAGACAUUUGCAACGCGAUGGAGUCAGCACUAGCGAUCUCAACACCAAGGCUCACUUGACUGCCAUCAAAGCUCUGGUUUCCUUUGCGAUUCUGUACUUGUUCAGUUUUGCGGCGAUCGUUUCAGAGUCAACGCUGACCUGGGAAAUGAAGAAUCCUGCUCUGUCAUCUGUGUUUUUUAACAACGUGAGUGCUCUAUACCCCUCUGGACAUGCCAUUAUUUUGAUAUUACUUAAUCCCAAACUGAAACAGGCCUGGGUCAGGGUGAUGCACCAUUUAAAAUGCCAUCUGAGAGAGGCACCAUCUUUUUGA